Molecule: messenger RNA, 6810 nt
Organism: Morchella sextelata
Lineage: Eukaryota; Fungi; Ascomycota; Pezizomycetes; Pezizales; Morchellaceae
Exons: 12
Coding region: 1-6810 (2269 amino acids)
Molecular function (GO): protein binding
Source: RefSeq, a predicted model, not a curated record
AUGGGGUCAGAACAAUCUAAACUUAAACCCGGGAGGCCGGGGCUCACGCGUAGGUUUCGUCGUGGUUCAAGGGAAACCCUAACUGAUGCGCCAAUCCCCGCGGCGACUGCGCAGGCCUUGUCCGCCAACUGGCCCGCUGAACUCGCGACUCCCGACCCCCGCACUGCGAGUCGUGUGCCGGACUCCAUGCCUCGCCCCCCCAACUUAAGUAUUAAUGGGAAUAUCAUAGAGACUUAUGCGGCGGCCACAAAUUCCCCAGUACAUGGCCAGGUGGUCAACUCUAGAUCCCUAGGGCCAGCCGGAUCAAUGGCGCGGACUUCAACACCUGCUACUAGUGUAAAUACCGCAAUUACUACAACCACAGUAACACCCCCGAUUCGCUCAAACGCUACCCAACAGACGGCACUAUUGACACAACAGGCAGUACUUGGGCCGCAAAGCCUAUGGGAACAAGCUUGGAAAAAGUGGGCAGCCAAAAGCGGCGGGAGUUCCAGUUCUAGAGCAUCAACAAGCAUGAAACUCGUCGAUGAACUUAUUCAAGAGGUGGAAGAGAAAAGAGGUCAAUGUGAAGAAAAACGAUGGUUUAGAGUCACAAAGGAAGGGGAGAAAGUAUUUCUGAUGGAUGCACUUCUUGGCCAGCUCAAUAGGUAUGCUAGGAUAGGUGAUAUUGCCAUCCAGCAUCAUCCAGAAAUCGUUGCCCUCGCAUGGUCGGGUUUCCGGCUUCUACUGCAGGUCGGGACCGCUUAUACCGGGGCUAUGAAGAUUGUUACAGAGAGCCUGGAAUAUCUUGUGCGGAUAUUGAGUAUUUGCGAUAUCUACGAGAGGCUUUACUCCCUGGACAAUCUCAGCUCAACCAAACACCUCAAUGAUGCUAUUAUAAACUUAUAUGAAUCAAUCAUAGAAUAUCUUUUCUAUGCCAAGCGGUACCUUGAGCAGAAUACGUUUGGACGGAUCAUUGAUAGUUUCCUUUCAGAAUUAGGAGAGCGUUCGAGUGCGCUCAGGGCGGGGGAGGAAGAAGUGGAAAGAUGGGCCGAUACAGCCGAGAAAGAAGCUUCUGCUACUGUUCGUUCUGUCCAGAAGAGUAGUGCACAAGAUUUGCGGGCUCUUCUUCUCAAUGUCCAGCAGCCGGUCCAGCGUGUUGGGGGCGUUGUGGAGGCCAUAUUCAAAACUGUCGAGAGUGGAAGGAGGCUGGAAAUCUUGCAAUGGCUGUCGAAUGUGCAGUACACGGAUCACCACUCGUAUUUUUCCAAACGUCGUCAUGACAACACCGGCACUUGGUUACUACAGAAUAAUAGAUUUCGAGAUUGGAAAGAAUCACAGUCAUCGUCACUGUUCUGGCUACGAGGUGAUGCGGGAUCAGGCAAGACCAUGUUGGCAUCGAUGGUUAUUGAUGAGUUCUCGAAGAACCUCGAUCACCAUGCACUGGCCUAUUUCUAUUGUCUUUACCAAGAGGAGAGUAGAGAUAGCCCAGAAAGCAUUAUGAGAGCUCUCGUCAAACAGAUGUGCCUUGCGUACCCGGGGAUGAAUCUUCCAACGCCACUGCUAUCAUUAUAUGAAGAACGUGAAAAGACAGGCCAUAGCUCUGGACCACCCAAGCUUAAAGAGAGUGAGGAUCUCAUUGUGGAGCUAUCGAAAGGGGUAUGGAAAACGACAAUAAUUAUCGACGCCCUUGACGAAUGCAAUCCACAAACACGGGGUGGUCUCUUCAAUGCUUUGAAGAGGAUUGUUUCGCUAGCGAGUAAUAUCAAAAUCUUCGUUACCGCAAGGAACGACGGCGAUAUCGACGAGAAGUUACGUGGAUUUUUGAAUCAUUACAUUCAUUCUGUCGAUAAUACGGAAGACAUCAAUAAAUUUAUCGAUACGGAGAUUGAACGACGUUGCAGACCUGAUGACUUGGAAUAUGGGGAGAGGUCACUGCUUGGCGGAGAAGCGCCUCCGGAGUUGAAAAAUAUGGUUAUUUCAACGAUAAAGCAAAAGGCCUGUGGAGUGUUUAUGUGGGCGCAUUUCCAAAUCAUUGCGAUUUGUGAAGAACAUAUUGCCGGAGAUGUUGAAGAUGCGCUUGAGAAAUUGCCAAAGGACCUGGAUUCAACCUACCGGGGGGUUUUCGACCGGAUCGACUCCCAAAGCGAAGCGGCGAGCUUUAUGGCUCGGGAGGUGCUGAAGUGGGUGCUAUAUGGGGAGAAUACCUCGCCUGAGCUGAUCAUUCAAGCGUUGGCAGUCAAACCUGGCGUGGCCGCAUUGGACCAGAGAAAGCUUGAGUGGACCACACGUAAAAUUCUCAGCAUUUGCCAUAACCUUGUCGUAUACGACGAAACAGUUGGAAGACUCCGCCUUGCACAUCUUUCGGUGCAGGAGUUUUUGGAACGGCAACCUGAAUUUAGCCCGAAGGAGAGAAUUCACUGCUAUAUGGCAGAGCUUCUUAUGACUGUACUCACCAAUUACAAUUCCGGCAUGGAAGCCCAGUACAUACCCGAAUUGCUUGCAUAUUCCACAACACAUUGGCAUGUCCAUGUUAAAUAUUCAGGCACUUCUAUGAGUAACUGUCUGAAGGAUUGUUUGAAAGCGUUUUUGAAACCUGGCUCAGCAUAUCACUCAUGGGGUUCAAGGAUUGUUCGUAUUGAUGAUGUCUUGGCCAGCGACGGUCCUGCUGGGUCUCAUGUCUCACCCUUCUGGGCUGCGUGUUAUUACAAUCUAUACAACGUCCACAGGUAUCUUUGGGGCGACGAGACGGGUCGCGGCCUGGAUGAUCAUUUAUCAAUGAUAGAGAUAGAACAGCCGAGGGGGUUGGACGCGGCCAGCCAACUCAAUACCAAUAAUAGGUAUGGCGAUACACCGCUAUCGCAAGUUGCGCAUGAGGGGCACUCAGAGAUUUUGCAAAUACUACUGGACACACCGGGGAUAGACAUGAACAGCAAGAACGACAAUGGUAAUACACCUCUAUCAAGAGCUGCACACGAGGGACAUGCAAAGAUCGUGCAGAUACUGCUAGAGAAGAGUGGGGUAGACUUGAACGCCAAGGACAAAUUUGGGGAUACACCGCUGUCGCAGGCUGUAUAUCGGGAGAAGUUUGAGGUAGUACAUGUGCUAUUAGAGAAGCCGGGAGUAGACCUGAACAGCGAGGACCAAAGUGGCCGUACACCACUAUUUCAUGCAUCUCGGGGGAGCGGGGCUAUGCUCAAGCUACUGCUAGAGAAGCCGGGGGUAGAUAUUUUUCGAACCGAUAUGUUUGGAGAUCGCGCGCUAUCACGAGCAGUGACUUUGGGGAGCAUAGAGGUAGUGAAGCUACUGAUAGAGAGGCCUAGGCGGGAAAUAGAUCUGAACUACCGAAACAGGUAUGGCAAAACAGCACUAUCAAUAGCUGCAGAUCUUGGACGCACAGAGAUAGUGAAGCUGCUGCUAUCUAAGCCGGAGGUAGACCUGAAUACCAAAAACAACGACGGCGAGACACCGCUAGCAUUAGCUGCACGCCAUGGACGUGCAGAGGUGGUAUGGCUACUGCUAUAUAAGCCGGGGGUAGACCUGAACACCAAAAACAACGACGGCGAGACACCUCUAGCAUUAGCUGCAAGCCAUGGACAUGCAGAGGUGGUAUGGCUACUGCUAGGGAAGCCGGGGGUAGAUAUUAUUCGAACCGAUAUGUUUGGAGAUAGCGCGCUAUCACGAGCAGUGACUUUUGGGAGCAUAGAGGUAGUGAAGCUACUAAUAGAGAGGUCGGAAAUAAAUCUGAACCACCGAGACAGGUAUGGCAGAACACCACUAUCAAUAGCUGCAAAUCUUGGGCACACAGAGAUAGUGAGGCUACUGCUCGAGAAGCCAGAGAUCGAUCUGAACAACAAGGACAAACUUGGCUUUACGGCGCUAUCAUUAGCUAUUAGAAAUAGAUACACAGAGGCGGCGAAGCUGCUGCUAUAUAAGCCGGAGAUAGACCUGAACAGCCAGAACUACGGCGGUGAGACACCGCUAUCAUUAGCUGCACACCACGGAAAUACAGAGGUGGUAUGGAUACUGCUGUAUAAGCCGGAGGUAGACCUGAACACCAAAAACAACGACGGCGAGACACCGCUAGCAUUAGCUGCACAUCAUGGACGUGCAGAGGUGGUGCAGCUGCUGCUAUAUAAGCCGGAGAUAGACCUGAACAGCCACAACUACGACGGCGAGACACCGCUAGCAUUAGCUGCAAGCCACGGACAUGCAGAGGUGGUAUGCCUACUGCUAUAUAAGCCGGGGGUAGACCUGAACAGCAAGAACGACGACGGUGAGACACCGCUAUCAUUAGCUGUACGCCAUGGACAUGCAGAGGUGAUAUGGGUACUUCUACAUAAGCCGGGAGUAGACCUGCAAGUCGCGAGUAAGACACUUCUAUCAGCGGCUGUGGCGUCCGGGCGUAGAGAAUUAGUAAAGCUAGUGUUGGGGAUUUCGGGGGUUGACGUGAACAUCGAUACACCGCUGGCAGAAGCUGCGUGUCUGGGACACACAGAGAUAGUGAGGCUACUGCUGGAAAGACCAGAGAUAGACCUGAAUCUCAAAGACAGUUCCGGAAAUACACCGUUAUCAUCAGCUGCAUGUCAUGGAUUCGCAGAGGUGGUGCAGCUACUGUUAGAGCAGUCGGGGGUGGACCUGGACAGCAAAAACAACGACGGUGAGACACCGCUAUCAAGAGCCGCACGUUAUGGAUACUCAGAAGUGGUGCAGCUCCUGCUAGAGAGGCCGGAGAUAGGCCUGAACAGCAAGAACGACGACGGUGAGACACCGCUAUCAUUAGCUGUACGCCAUGGACAUGCAGAGGUGAUAUGGAUACUGCUACGUAAGCCGGGAGUAGACCUGCAAGUCGCGAGUAAGACACUUCUAUCAGCGGCUGUGGCGUCCAGGCGUAGUGAAUUAGUAAAGCUAGUGCUGGGGAUUUCGGGGGUUGACGUGAACAUCGAUACACCGCUGGCAGAAGCUGCGUGUCUGGGACACACAGAGAUAGUGAGGCUACUGCUAGAAAGACCAGAGAUAGACCUGAAUCCCAAGGACAGUUUCGGCAAUACACCGUUAUCAUCAGCUGCAUGUCAUGGAUUCGCAGAGGUGGUGCAGCUACUGUUAGAGCAGUCGGGGGUGGACCUGGACAGCAAAAACAACGACGGUGAGACACCGCUAUCAAGAGCCGCACGUUAUGGAUACUCAGAAGUGGUGCAGCUCCUGCUAGAGAGGCCGGAGAUAGGCCUGAACAGCAAGAACGACGACGGUGAGACACCGCUAUCAUUAGCUGUACGCCAUGGACAUGCAGAGGUGAUAUGGAUACUGCUACGUAAGCCGGGAGUAGACCUGCAAGUCGCGAGUAAGACACUUCUAUCAGCGGCUGUGGCGUCCAGGCGUAGUGAAUUAGUAAAGCUAGUGCUGGGGAUUUCGGGGGUUGACGUGAACAUCGAUACACCGCUGGCAGAAGCUGCGUGUCUGGGACACACAGAGAUAGUGAGGCUACUGCUAGAAAGACCAGAGAUAGACCUGAAUCCCAAGGACAGUUUCGGCAAUACACCGUUAUCAUCAGCUGCAUGUCAUGGAUUCGCAGAGGUGGUGCAGCUACUGUUAGAGCAGUCGGGGGUGGACCUGGACAGCAAAAACAACGACGGUGAGACACCGCUAUCAAGAGCCGCACGUUAUGGAUACUCAGAAGUGGUGCAGCUCCUGCUAGAGAGGCCGGAGAUAGACCUGAAUACCAGGGUCAGUUUCGACGAUACACCGUUAUCAUUAGCCGCACGUAAAGGAUACGAGAAAGUGGUGCAGCUCCUACUAGAGAGGCCGGAGAUAGACCUGAAUACCAGGGACAGUUUCGACGAUACACCGUUAUCAUUAGCCGCACGUCAAGGACACGAGAAAGUGGUGCAGCUCCUACUAGAGAGGCCGGAGAUAGACCUGAACUGCAAGAACCAACUUGGCGAUACACCACUAUCAAGAGCUGCAAAAGAGGGGAAGAAGAAGGUAGUGCAGCUUCUGUUACAGCAGUCGGGGGUGGACCUGGACAGCAAAAACAACGAGGGUGAGACACCCCUAUCAAGAGCCGCACGUUAUGGAUACUCAGAAGUGGUGCAGCUCCUGCUAGAGAGGCCGGAGAUAGACCUGAAUACCAGGGACAGUUUCGACGAUACACCGUUAUCAUUAGCCGCACGUCAAGGAUACGAGAAAGUGGUGCAGCUCCUACUAGAGAGGCCGGAGAUAGACCUGAAUACCAGGGACAGUUUCGACGAUACACCGUUAUCAUUAGCCGCACGUCAAGGACACGAGAAGGUGGUGCAGCUCCUACUAGAGAGGCCCGGGAUAGACCUGAACUGUAAGAACCAACUUGGCGAUACACCACUAUCAAGAGCUGCAAAAGAGGGGAAGAAGAAGGUAGUGCAGCUUCUGUUACAGCAGUCGGGGAUAGACCUGAACUUCAAGAACAAACUUGGCGAUACACCACUAUCAAGAGCCGCACGUUAUGGACACGCGCUAGUAGUACUGCUCCUGCUAGAGAGGCCGGGGAUAGACCUGAACUGCAAGAACCAAUUUGGCGAUACACCACUAUCAAGAGCCGCACGUUAUGGAAAGGCGCUAGUAGUACUGCUCCUGCUAGAGAGGCCGGGGAUAGACCUGAACUGCAAGAACCAACUUGGCGAUACACCACUAUCAAGAGCUGCAAAAGAGGGGAUGACGAAGGUAGUGCAGCUUCUGUUACAGCAGUCGGGGGUGGACAUGGACAGCAAAAACAGCUGUGGCCAAACACCUCUAUCAUCAGCUCUCCAGAAUAGACACACCGAGACAGCAGAACAUCUUAAAGGGGCUCUUAACUAG